Messenger RNA from Marmota monax (woodchuck), 2361 nucleotides. RefSeq names its product mediator complex subunit 8 (gene Med8). The record is from RefSeq and is a predicted model, not a curated record. Gene Ontology annotation, cellular component: mediator complex; core mediator complex. Lineage: Eukaryota; Metazoa; Chordata; Mammalia; Rodentia; Sciuridae. The transcript has 9 exons. Gene Ontology annotation, biological process: regulation of transcription by RNA polymerase II. Gene Ontology annotation, molecular function: RNA polymerase II cis-regulatory region sequence-specific DNA binding; transcription coregulator activity. Bases 99 to 908 code for a protein of 269 amino acids.
AGUUCUGAGCUUUCUGAUUGGUGGAUGAAGCCCUCUCAGUCGCGCUAGCUGUCUGGGAAACCGGAAGAGGAAGUCGUUGCUGCAGCCGCCCCGCAGCAAUGCAGCGAGAGGAGAAGCAGCUUGAGGCAUCAUUAGAUGCACUGCUGAGUCAAGUGGCUGAUCUGAAGAACUCACUGGGAAGUUUCAUUUAUAAGCUGGAAAACGAGUAUGACCGGCUAACCUGGCCCUCUGUCCUGGACAGCUUUGCAUUGCUAUCUGGACAGUUGAACACUCUGAACAAGGUUUUGAAGCAUGAGAAGACCCCACUGUUCCGUAACCAGGUCAUUAUUCCUCUGGUGUUGUCCCCAGAUCGAGAUGAAGAUCUCAUGCGGCAGACUGAAGGACGGGUACCUGUUUUCAGCCAUGAGGUGGUCCCUGACCAUCUGAGAACCAAGCCUGAUCCUGAGGUUGAAGAGCAGGAGAAACAACUGACAACAGACGCUGCCCGCAUUGGUGCUGAUGCAGCUCAGAAGCAGAUCCAGAGCUUGAAUAAAAUGUGCUCAAACCUUCUGGAGAAAAUCAGCAAAGAGGAGCGAGAAUCAGAGAGUGGAGGUCUCCGACCAAACAAGCAGACCUUUAACCCUGCAGACACCAAUGCCUUGGUGGCAGCUGUUGCCUUUGGGAAGGGUCUGUCUAAUUGGAGACCUUCAGGCAGCAGUGGUCCUGGCCAACCAGGCCAGCCAGGAGCUGGGACAAUCCUUGCAGGAACCUCAGGAUUACAGCAAGUACAAAUGGCAGGAGCUCCAAGCCAGCAGCAGCCAAUGCUCAGUGGAGUGCAAAUGGCUCAAGCAGGUCAACCUGGGAAAAUGCCAAGUGGAAUAAAAACCAACAUCAAAUCAGCUUCAAUGCAUCCCUACCAGCGUUCUUGAUCCAGAACCCACCUGAUGUGCUGCUAUUCCAUUGUCAAUGAGCCUCAAACAAUCAUGGGAGCAGAGUUGAUAGAGUUCAUACAGGCUGGACCCUUGGAGAAACUCCACUGGUUUACCUUCUGGGAAAAGAAAACAGAAGGGCCCCUUCAAGAGAAGUGAAUGGAGAGUGAGUCACACAGGGUGGAACUUUGAAGUCAUCACUUCACUUCCCAUGAGUCAGGAAGACUCUAGGAAGGAUGUGGAAUUUUAGUUGUUGGACUGAGUAUUCUUUCCCCAUACCGUGGGCCUUCAUCCUUAUCAAACCUGUGGAUUCAGUUUCCCUAGUUCAUUAGCCCACUGUGGUUUGGUUUUCCUUGUAUCCAGGUAGAAGAAAGCAUGGCCUUGAACCUAGUUUUCCUGCAGAUUCCAAAGAGUCCCAUUUCUGCUGUCCUGCCUCCCAUUUCCUGAGCUGGGUUGGGGAGCAUCCUCUUCACAGUCUCCCAUCUAGAGGGGCCAGUAUCUCUGCCCAGUGCUUGCCAUCAGCUGUACCAGACUUUUACCAUUUUUCAGAAACUCCUCAUCCUAUAAUCCUGUUCAGCGAAUGCCUCACCUUCUGACAAAAGAGAAAAUAGACUUCUUCAAAUAAAAACUCCCUCAGUCUCCUUCCAACCCACUGACAGACACUCUUCUCUUCCACAUAUUUUAGUCUGCAAGGUAUUCUUAGCCAAAGACCAAUCCCGCCACAUGUGUUGGAGUUCAGUGCCUUGUUCCACACAGCAUAUAAACAUGCUCCAGCCUCUUCCUAUUGGUUAGGAUCAAUCUGGGGUUGAGAACCACAUGCUGAUAUUUUAAAAGUUUCCCAGCUGUUGCUGAAAAUAUAAACAAUAAAAUCCAAAUGUCUUACCAGGGCUACAAGGCUCUUCAUAAACUAACUCCUGCCUACAUUUCCUACCUUUACCAAUGCACUCUGAGCUGGAGUGCUACCAAACUACUUACAGAGUUGCCCAAACCUGCUAUAUUUUUUGCUUCUGUGUGUGUGUGUCCCUCUGCUUGGAAAGCCUUUCCCUGCCAUCUAGAAAGUGCUCUAAUGUUCAACUUUAGUGUCAUUUCUUGGAAGUCUUCGAAAGUAACCUUCAUGCUGUGUGAAGGCGGCCCCCCCCUUCCCCAAUGCUUUCAUAACCUUCUGGGUUUAUCUCUUCAGCUGAAACUUACCACAUACUACUCUAGUUGUUCAUGGAUAUGCUCAUCUUCCCCAUGGUGAGUGUUUGUAGGAACUACAGAGCCAUGGAAAUGCCACUUGGUAGACUUGAGUCUAUAUUAGAUAUUGGAAGAUGCUUUCUCUCAGGAGCAGGACAAGGCUGAAUAAAGUGUCUUUGAGUACAUUCAUUCAUGUAGGCACUCAACAUUUACUGAGGACUUGCCAUGGUCAUUUACCAAUGUAAUCCAGGUGAAUAAAUCUAUAGAUGAAGAAGUA